Molecule: messenger RNA, 1314 nt
Organism: Aspergillus thermomutatus
Lineage: Eukaryota; Fungi; Ascomycota; Eurotiomycetes; Eurotiales; Aspergillaceae
Product: aminotransferase-like domain-containing protein
Exons: 3
Coding region: 1-1314 (437 amino acids)
Biological process (GO): biosynthetic process
Molecular function (GO): pyridoxal phosphate binding; L-2-aminoadipate:2-oxoglutarate transaminase activity
Source: RefSeq, a predicted model, not a curated record
AUGUCUUCGACACAUUGUAUUAAUUUGCUAAAAGGGUCGCCCGCCACGGCUCUUCUUCCCACCCAGCGCCUAAGUGAUGCUGCGGUAUCGGCAUUGUCGAAGCCGGAAGUCACAGUAACCGGCUUGGACUAUGGGCCGGAUGAAGGUCAUUUUCCAUUCAGGACUCAUCUUGCCGAGUGGCUUACGGGAUACUACAAACCCUCUCAGCCGAUUGAAGCGGAUCGGAUCUGCGUAACCGGAGGAGCGAGCCAGAACUUGGCGAAUAUCCUGCAAGUCUUCACUGAUCCAUCACAAACAAGGUACAUAUGGAUGCCACAGGCGUCCUAUCAUCUUGGAUUCAGAAUCUUUGAGGAUGCAGGGUUCUACCGCAGGUUAAGGGCUGUUCCUGAGGAUGAGGAGGGGAUGGACAUGGAGUUUCUUGAACGCGCUCUCGCUAAAGACGGGGCGGUUGCAGAGAGGGCAGAAGGAUACAAGCGUCCCGAAAGCUACCGGAAGAUAUUUAAACACGUCAUUUACUGCGUGCCUAACUUCUCCAAUCCCACAGGCAUCACCAUGUCUCUUCGAAGGCGAGAGGCUCUUGUCCGCUUAGCUCGCAAAUUCAAUGCUCUAGUAAUUUGUGACGACGUCUACGACUUUCUGCACUGGCCCGCCGCUCAUUGUUCAGAUAAUGGAAAUUCAUGGGGAUCCAUCCUACCUCGCGUCGUCGAUCUGGAUCGGACGCUUGAUGGUGGACCACGAGAUAGCUUUGGUAACGUCGUCAGCAAUGGGACUUUUAGCAAAAUUGUUGCCCCUGGGUGUCGCGUUGGAUGGGCCGAGGGAGAGCCUCAAUUAGUGUAUGGCCUGUCACAAGUAGGCUCUACAGUGUCAGGGGGCUCUCCAUCUCAACUCAUGUCGACCUUCAUUGAUGAAAUGCUACAAGAGGGAUCCGUCACGAAGCAUAUAAGAGAGGUGUUAAUCCCGACAUACUCUCGCCGACACUCCUCUUUGACAUCGGCGGUCAAGGAGAGACUGUGUCCCCUGGGAGUUGAGAUACAUGCGGAUACAAGUGAUUCAUUGCGUGCUGGAGGCUUUUGCGUGUGGAUCAAAUUACCCCAGCCACUCACUGCUCGCAAUGUCACUGAAAGAGCACUGCGGGAGGAGAAUCUGAUGGUCGGAAAUGGCGACCUGUUUGUCGUCCCUGGGGAUCAAUUCUCAACGUAUCAGGAUCAAUGUUUGAGACUUUGCUUCGUGUGGGAGAACGAAAGAGAAUUGACCGAAGGAGUCAGUCGGUUGGAGAAGGUGCUGGUCAGGAUGCUCAAUGAAGAAAAGAGCUAA